CAGCAGUGGUUUUUUUUUUUUGGUUGGAGGGUCCUCAGAAGACAUGACGUGGUGAAUUCUCACAAAUGUGCUAGGUGAUCAGGGUGUGACUUCAACAGAUUCCCGGGGUCUGAUGUGUGCCUGGGUGCCUCUGCACACACCCUGCUUGCCUUCACUCCUGCAUGUAUGGCCCAGACACCUCCUGUUGCUAAGAUGCACCCUCAGUGGAGUCAAAACAGGAUGUUUGGUUUCUGUUGCAUCAAUACUGGAUAGUAACACUGUCCAAAGAUCUAAGAGUGGAAGUGAAAGAAAUGCCCAGCAAAACCCGCCCAUGACAGCAGGGAAAUUCCACACACUGGGGCUCUAGCCACCUGGAGAAACCAGCUCUGUGGUGAACUCUAGCAGUGCAGCUGUCCUGCUAGGCCCCUGGAGCACCUGCAGAAGACGACCCUUCUCAUGAGCCCUGGGCUAGUGUAAUGUCGUGAUGCAGAUAUCAACACCAACCUGAUCAUAAUCUAAAGGUCAGCAGAUGAAGAAGCUGAAGCAUAGAAAGAAGUUAAGUAACUUGACUAGGAUAAACCACUGGUAAGUGCCAGAAGCAGUGGUUAAUUUCUACGUGCUGUGAAGAUGGAGAUGGUAGUGUUUUCCUCGCCACAGGUGCUGGCAAACCCAAGAUCAGUAAGCCAGACAGCAGGACGCUGGCUCACAGGCUUUGAAGACCAACAAAUCCCAAGAUCAGGAGGGAAGAUGGCAGGCCGCCAUUGUGAAGUCCACCAGAUGAUUGGGAACUAUAUGUGGGACCCCAGCACCAACAAGUCAUUUGACAUUGGGGUCAACAGAGACAGCCUGAUGCCUAUCUGGUGGAAUGGAUCAGAACCUCUGUGGGUAACUCUGACCAAGGCCAAGAGGAAGGUCUACAUGUACUACUGGCCAGGCUGUGAGGUUGAAAUUCUUGGUGUCAGACCAACUUACUGCCUAGAAUAUAAGAAUGUCCCAACAGAUAUCAACUUUGCCAAUGCAGUCAACGAUGCUCUUGACUCAUUCAAGAGUGGCCGGGCUGACCUGGCAGCCAUAUACCAUGAGCGCAUCGAUGUGGAAGGCCACCAUUAUGGCCCUUUGUCACCCCAGAGAAAAGACGCCCUCAAGGCUGUGGACACCGUCCUGAAAUACAUGACCAAGUGGAUCCAGGAGAGGGGGCUGCAGGACGACCUGAAUGUCAUCAUUUUCUCAGAUCAUGGGAUGACCGAUAUCUUCUGGAUGGACAAAGUGAUUGAGCUGAAUAAGUACAUCAACGUGAAUGACCUGCAGCAAAUGAAGGACCGAGGACCCGUUGUGAGCCUGUGGCCAGCCCCUGGGAAGCACUCUGAGGUAUACAAGACAUUGAGAACAGUAGAACACAUGACUGUCUACGAGAAAGAAGCCAUACCAAGCAGGUUCUUCUACAAGAAAGGGAAAUUUGUCUCUCCUUUGACCUUAGUGGCUGACGAAGGAUGGUUCAUAACGGAGAAUCGAGAGAUGCUUCCAUUUUGGAUGAACAGCACUGGGAAGAGGGAAGGCUGGCAGCGUGGAUGGCAUGGCUAUGACAACGAGCUCAUGGACAUGAGGGGCAUUUUCUUGGCCUUUGGACCUGGUAGAUUUCAAAUCCAACUUCAGAGCUGCUCCCAUCAGAUCAGUGGAUGUCUACAACAUCAUGUGCAACGUGACAGGCAUCACCCCACUGCCCAACAACGGGUCCUGGUCCCGCGUGAUGUGCAUGCUGAAGGACCAGGACAGCUCAGCACCGUCUGUCCAGCUGAGCAGCUGGACAGUGGCCUUGACUCUCCUCUUCCUGUUUGCAUAACUAACCUUAUUGCUUGUCGCAAGACACUGUCAGCAACUGUGCCUCCAAAGUGGAAUUUUUUUUUUCUGUUUGAAUAAUAGUUUCACUAACACAAUCAAGGCCAUGAAAAUUGUAAACAUUAUUCCUGGGUAAUUCUGUACCUAAAAUCCCUUUUUUUUUUUAAUUUUUAUUGAGCUUCAAGUGAACGUUUACAAAUCAAGUCAGUCUGUCACAUAUAAGUUUAUAUACACCUUACUCCAUACUCCCACUUUCUCUCCCCCGAAUGAGUCAGCCCUUCCAGUCUGUCCUUUCGUGACAAUUUUGCCAGCUUCCAACCCUCUCUACCCUCCCAUCCCCGCUCCAGACAGGAGAUGCCAACACAGUCUCAAGUGUCCACCUGAUACAUGUAGCUCACUCUUCAUCAGCAUCUCUCUCCUACCCAUCGUCCAGUCCCUUCCAUGUCUGAUGAGUUAUCUUGGGAUAUGGUUCCUGUCCUGGGCCAACAGAAGGUUUGGGGACCAUGACUGCCAGGAUUCCUCUAGUCUCAGUUAGACCAUUAAGUAUGGUCUUUUUAUGAGAAUUUGGGGUCUGCAUCCCACUAUUCUCCUGCUCCCUCAGGGGUUCUCUGUUGUGCUCCCUGUCAGGGCAGUCAUCAGUUGUGGCUGGGCACCAUCUACUUCUUCUGGUCUCAGGAUGAUGUAAGUCUCUGGUUCAUGUGGCCCUUUCUGUCUCUUGGGCUCAUAGUUAUUGUGUGACCUUGUUGUUCUUCAUUCUCCUUUGAUCCAGGUGGGUUGAGACCAAUUGAUGCAUCUUAGAUGGCCGCUUGUUAGCAUUUAAGACCCCAGACGCCACAUUUCAAAGUGGGAUGCAGAAUGUUUUCAUAAUAGAAUUAUUUUGCCAAUUGACUUAGAAGUCCCCUUAAACCAUGGUCCCCAAACCCCCGCCCUUGCUCCGCUGACCUUCGAGGCAUUCAGUUUAUCCCGGAAACUUCUUUGCUUUUGGUCCAGUCCAGUUCAGCUGACCUUCCAUGCAUUGAGUAUUGUCCUUCCCUUCACCUAAAGUAGUUCUUAUCUACUAACUAACCAGUAAAUAACCCUCUCCCACCCUCUCUCCCUCCCCUCCUUUGUUCUUUUUUAAGGUAAAAAAAAUCUCAACUUUUCUUCAUUUGUUCAACUAUAUUUAAUUUUCAUCUUCCUUUUUUAAUAUAAAAAACCAGUUGCCAUCAAGUCUAUUCCGACUCAUAGCAACCCUACAGAACAGAGUAGAGCUGCCCCCAUAGGGUUUCCAAGGAGCAGCUUGUAGAUUCAAACUGCUGUCCUUUUUGGUUAGCAGGCGAACUCUUAACCACUGCACCACCAGGGCUCCCCUUUUAAUACAGUUACCCAGAAUGAAAUGCUGUCUGAGCAAGGGCUCGCCCCUGUAGCAAACAGACUUUGAGCAGAUAGUACAUAGUCAUCCUGGGCCCCUGCCUGCCCUGCACAAAGCAGCCCUCAGGUCAAGCCCUCCUCUGUGCCCUGACUACCCCGGAGCCAUCUUCAGGUCUGUGGCCACAAUCCUGUGGGUGCCUUCCAUCCCAGAAAAGAGGAGGUCUACAGAGAGGAAUUGCUGCUCCCUGUUUCCUACACAGCUUGUGAAGGUUUUUAAUCUUAUACUAAGACCCAGAAAGGGCGUCUCUCAGCUUGGAUCACCAAUCAACCAAGCUCACAAAGGAUUUGAGAACUCCUAGAACAAGAUGGAGGCCUGGUGGUACAGUGGUUAAGAGCUCUGGCUACCAAAAGGUAGGCAGCUCAAAUCCACUAGCUGCUCCUUGGAGAUCCUGUGAGGAGACAUGAGUUUCCCUGAAGUCUGAGAGGGCAAAAAUUUCUCCCUUGCCUUGAGGAGCAGAAAAGCUUUAAGUUUUUGAUAGAUAUGAGCUUCUGUGAGAAUGAUCAGGGUAUCAUGGCAUGAAGCCUUGCACAUAAUUGGCUUGAAUGUUACUGAAAAAUUGAGGUAUUGCCUGCCCCUGUAUGGAGGCUUCCUCGGAGAUUGCCGCCCUUCGGAGCCAGAUUCAGAGUAUAGACUAUAGCUGCUGUUUUCUUCGCUUCUGUGGAGGCAGCCCGGACUCACGGCGACCCUAUGCACAAUGGAACAAAAUGCUGCCCAGUCCUGAGCCAUCCCCAUGAUCGCUUGUGAAUUGGAUUGCUCUGUUCUAUAGGGUUUUCGUUGGCCAAUUUUCAGCAGUAGGUAGUCAGGCCUUUCUUCCUAGUAUGUCUUAGUCUGGAAGCUCAGUUGAUACCUAUUCAGCAUCAUAGCAACACACAAGCCUCUGCUGACAGAUGGGCAGUGGCUGUGCAUGAGGUACAUUGGCUAGGAAUUGAACCUAGGUCUCUGCACAAGAAUUCUUCUACUGAACCAUGUGUGUCCUCAGACUAGAGUGAUAUCUGACAUAUCAUUACAUGCUGGGAAAGGGAUGUCAUACUGAUGAGAGUAUGGCCAUAUUACCAGAAAUCUCUGUUCAUUGCUUGGAAUGAUGGUGCAUUAAGCAUAAAUUUCAUACACCAGUAAUCCUGAAACAAUACUUCAUCAAAGCAAGUCCCUGAGUGAUCCAGAAUUCCAAAGAAGAUGGGGGAAGGGAUGGAGAGAAGAGGGCACAGUGAGGCCAAAGCCCAGUCACUGACAAGCUAGUCGUUUUGAUUAGGAAAUCAGCUUGGUCAAUGUGUCGCCUCAGAGAUCUAGUUCUUUAGAAACCAGUGAGAAAUGCCGCUGAGUCUGAGUUAAAAUAUUUUCAUUUAGUCAUCUAAGUUUGCUGCAGGAGAUCUUGUUGUGAAACAGAGACAACUGCACUUUAAAUGUUAGGAGUCAUGUGUACAUGGACCAUGUUCCUGUCUUAGUGCAUGGAAAAUGAGUUUGUACUAAAUAAAGCGUAUCUGCCAGUGGGACUUUUGUCAGAAGACAACACAUGAGGUCACCUCAGGAAGAUGGAGCCCUUAUAAGGUGUUUACCUUGAAAAACGAAUAUCAACCCUCACCCUAAUUCACGAGGGCUAAGAAUCACAAGGGCAAAGGAUCACUGCUUAAAAAAAUCAAAACUUGUCUUCACAAAGAUGCUUGUAACAGUACCGAGGAUUUAUGCAGUGCAUUUUUUAAGCUCCAGCAAACCAUUGAAUCAAUUGGAAAGAAAGCAAAUCAGCCUUUGUUAUCUGGCUGAAGGAAAUUAGUACUUCCAGAGCAUCGAGCAGUGGUUGUUGCAACAGGCAUUUAUUGUUCAAAGCUUUCUCUCUCCCUAAAGGACAGUGUUCUAGUGCAUUCAAUAGGGCCCAUUUUCCUCCUCCCAUGUGAAGGAAGGAUCCCUACAAAGACAACCAAGUGAUUAAAUUAAAAGUGGUUCAGCAAAAUUAAGAGGGGUCUCAACACACACAGCUUCUUGCAUUUGUCCUUCCUGCUCUGUUCUUCCAUUCUUCUCCCUCAAUCAGCCUUAAAAUUCUACCUACAUAAUAAAAGUUCAGAUAUCUGUUUGACAAAGUAUAGUAACUCAAUAAAUAAUUGCUGAAUAAAUGAAUGGGAACAAGAUGCAAAUGUAUCAUGAAUGCUGGUAAAUAUUUUGGACACUGAAAAAAAACUUUUUUUGCCUAAAAUAAUGCAUACAUUUUAAUGGCUAAAUUAUCUGGCAAAUUUUUUUUCCUUUGAUUAUUUUUUCAAAGUUACAUUAUUUUCCAAGGGAAAAUUUCACUUUCUCUAAAUGUAUUUGUUCCAUAGGAGUGAAAUCUUCUGGGAAUAUGUGCAAACACCUUUUCUUCUGGAUUAUUCUACCUCUUCAUUGAAAAUUUCAGUAGGAAGAUAAUUGGAUUGAGCUGCAAACACUUCGGGAAAAUAAAAGGAAUUACCCUUAUAUUAAAGAUGAGUAGCUAAUUUCCCUGCCCAUACGCCUAAUCUCCAGAAUCCAAUUCAAUUCUGAAAGCAUAAACUAGAACCAGUACCUAGUUGCCCUUGAGUCAGCGUCGACUCAUUGCAACCCCAUGUGUAUCAGAGCAGAACUGUGCUCCACAGGGUUUUCAGUGGCUGACUUGAUCACUAGGGCUUUCUCCCAAAGCAUCUCCUGGCAGACUCAAACUGCCAGCCUUUCAGUUAGCAGUGAAGUGCUUAAUCAUUCGUGCCACCCAAGAAGCCUUGAACUAGAACUAGAACAAACCCAGGGAAUUCCUUCUGGCCUGGAAGAGUCCUGAAUUAUAAAGUCCCAGCAAUCUGUUCUUUUCCAGGGAUCUUAGGCAUCCAAAUCAGAUCUGAGUUCAGUCAUGGCAGCAGUUUGCAAAUUUUCUGGUGUUUUAAGAAUAAUCUGGCCCCACAGAUGAUUCAGAGGACCUGGGUUGGGGCCUCAGACAAUAAUUCUGUUACACUGAUCUGAGGCUUGUGGUUGCUCCAGGGAGAGAUGAGUUCCGAUUUGAUCCUGGCAGACCUGAGUCUCCUGAGAGCAAUUUCAUAAUUGGUCAGUUUUUCCAGGAGCCAUUAGGCUGACAUCAGCUGCUGACCCCAGUUGGGUCAAGCUUCCCCCCCUUCUUAAACUAAAGUAGCUCUGUUAGCCCCAGUGGAGAGGGAGGAACCACAAAGACAAACUUGGCUUCUCUACACCCACUACUUUUGGAUCUAUUAUUCUCAAUGGUGCUGUCAGACAAACCCCAAGGUUGUUCAAGAGAUGCAGCUAUUUUAUGAACUUUCUAAGGCAGUAUUUUCAUUUCUGUAAAUAUCAAGAGAUUUCCAAAUGUGAUUGUGUAUUUAAUCUUUUCAAACAAUUUGUGAUAGACCAAAGUGAGCUACUGUGAAAGAGUGAUGGUGGCCUUGGGAGACUGAUUAUAAAACAACCUUUGAAACCUGGUCUCAGGUAUGUGCUAUGGGAAAUACAUGUUGCUUUGAAAUAUGAAAUAACACCUAGUACAGUGCCUAAAACAUUUAAUAAAUAUCCCAGAAAUACGUGUUGAAUAAAAGGAAAAAUAAAUGUCAUUAAGGAGACUUGCUUAAACCUCAGAAGUUCUUUCUGUCUGUAGUUCCUCAAAUUAAAUGAAUUUUCCACUUUUGGCUUGCUAUCUUUCCUUAUCAUCCCAGUGCAAUAU
This is a messenger RNA of Loxodonta africana (African savanna elephant), 6881 nucleotides long. It is a transcript of the gene ENPP6, whose product is annotated as ectonucleotide pyrophosphatase/phosphodiesterase 6. Lineage: Eukaryota; Metazoa; Chordata; Mammalia; Proboscidea; Elephantidae. The coding region runs from base 607 to 1896 and encodes 429 amino acids. Gene Ontology annotation, molecular function: glycerophosphodiester phosphodiesterase activity. The transcript has 10 exons. The record is from RefSeq and is a predicted model, not a curated record. Gene Ontology annotation, cellular component: plasma membrane. Gene Ontology annotation, biological process: lipid metabolic process; choline metabolic process.